Molecule: messenger RNA, 1173 nt
Organism: Pisolithus orientalis
Lineage: Eukaryota; Fungi; Basidiomycota; Agaricomycetes; Boletales; Pisolithaceae
Exons: 6
Coding region: 1-1173 (390 amino acids)
Source: RefSeq, a predicted model, not a curated record
AUGUUCCUUAAUGUCAGCAUGCAGGGCAUUCCGCUUCUGCUGAAUCUACGUCUUCCCCCAGCUCCACUGCCCCAUCGUGAUAGAUCGGCAUACAAGAAGGUAUGGUUUUGGACAGAAAAGGAGUACAAGGACUGGAAGGCCACUGCAGAGGGACAAGCCAUAAUGUCUAAAUCACAGACAGCAUACCUAGAAGAUGAGGAUGGCAAGCAGCUACCCAAGAAGUGUGUCAGCAAAAUUCUCUCGACAAUGUGCGAGAUCUGGCAUGACCUCCACUGCCAAGGCCAGAUUGAUGCCAACACAACGUGGAAAUCAAUGCCAUUAUCCAUCAAGAAGAUAUUUCAUACUGAAAUUGCUGGUGCACAUGACGAGCUUGCCCUUUGUGAAGACUCGUGGAAAGCUGAUAACCUAGCCAAGCAGUACUAUGCAUUGUACAAACAGACUUGGUUCACAAAUAAGGACAAGAAGUCUAUUCCCAGCAAGUGCAAAGCAGAUGCGAAGUUGGAGACAACUGAUGUUGACAACAAGCAUACCAAAGUCGACACAGAUUUUUUGGAGGCAUCUACCAGUACUUCAAACCCCAAGUCAAACCAUAGUGGCUUUUUUGAGCUGAAAGUGCCAGCUACUGCCAACAUCCCCAACAUGGCGCCUGUUCAAUCUCCCCCACAGACUUCCCCAGCCAAGCAUGUUGGCUCAUCCAUAUCUCAAACGGUUGCUCCAGUGGUCACUCCAACGAGUGCUGGCUUGUCCGUAUCUAUCACUCCAACAGUCACUCCAAUGAGUGAAUCGGUUUGCCCCCCUCCACAGACUUCCCCUGCAGAGGCCAGUGGCACUGCUGAUGUCACUACCACCAUAACCAUUCUGCCCCCUUCACAGCCUUCAUCCACAGUUACUGGUGACCUGACAUCAACAGCUUCUGAGACACUUGGACCAAGCAAGAAGAAGGCUUGGUGCCCCAGGUCAAACAAAAGUGCAUGGAUGCUGUGUGCCCACCAGUGGCUCAAGACAGUUUCUCCAAACAGCACACAGGAGGAGUUCAAUACAUAUUACAAUCAACUUCCUACAGAGACAAAGGAGAAAUACAAAGAGGAAUACAGGAAACUUGUUGACACUGGUGUUUGGACAAAUAGCACCACAGAGACAAUUGUGAAGUUUUCUGGCAGUACCAUGUACUAG